Messenger RNA from Aspergillus calidoustus, 408 nucleotides. NCBI's taxonomy places the organism in Eukaryota, Fungi, Ascomycota, Eurotiomycetes, Eurotiales, Aspergillaceae. The record is from the annotation of a GenBank genome assembly.
AUGAGGCCUGACGGCAGUAGACCGCGUUUGACCAGAGCUCCUUCAACCCCAGAUACUUUCCAGUAUUGCUCAUCUACACCAGAGAAGGUAAACGAUAAGGCUGGCGACCGGACGGCAUUGGGAUCAUCUCCGGUAACCCGGUGCUUGACAGGUUCCAGAGAAAUGUCCGAUUCAGGUCGCACCAUUGGAAAAGUGUCGCGGCCCACUCGAUGUGGAGUGGACAUGUCUGGAAAUGCCCUGAACUCAGAGACGGGAUUGCAGGUGCCAACAGCCGACACAAUGGGCUGUGAGACCGGGCUGUCGUCCCCGCCAAGGGUUUGCCCGAACAAGGAUGACCGUUUGCACUCAGACGUGGGCAACCGCUAUGUUUAUCGCCAGGCCACACUCGGCGCCGACAGUCCGAUAUAA